Molecule: messenger RNA, 944 nt
Organism: Papilio xuthus (Asian swallowtail)
Lineage: Eukaryota; Metazoa; Arthropoda; Insecta; Lepidoptera; Papilionidae
Gene: kri
Product: uracil phosphoribosyltransferase krishah
Exons: 4
Coding region: 76-747 (223 amino acids)
Source: RefSeq, a predicted model, not a curated record
CAUUGACAAUAUUUGACGUCUUGCUUCGAGUUUCCUAUUUUUCCAAUUCACGUUUUUAGUACAUUUUUUUCGAAAAUGGAGUUGAUUGACACUGAUAUCAGACCAUGGAGUGCCGAGGAAGUAAAAGAACAGUUCGGAGACAGCCUGAGUCUCCUUCCUUCCAACGACAACAUCAAAGAACUGCAAACUAUCUUGAGGGAUAAAAACACAACACGAAGUGAUUUCAAGUUCUAUGCUGACCGUCUAAUUCGUCUUGUUAUUGAGGAAAGUUUAAACAACUUGCCCUUCACUGAUUGCGAAGUGGUCACUCCAACAGGUGCACUUUACAAAGGACUUAAAUAUGGUGCAGGAAACUGCGGAGUAUCUAUAGUGAGAUCCGGGGAGGCCAUGGAACAAGGUCUACGGGACUGUUGCCGAUCAAUUCGCAUUGGUAAGAUCCUUGUAGAGAGUGACACAGACACGCAUGAGGCGCACGUCGUGUACGCCAAGUUCCCGGAGGACAUUGCACGUCGACAGGUUCUUCUCAUGUAUCCCAUCAUGUCUACUGGCAACACUGUCAAACAGGCAGUAAACGUUUUAACACAACACGGUGUUAAAGAAGAACGUAUUAUCCUCUCGAAUCUGUUCUGCACUCCGGCGGCCGCGCAAGCAGUCGUGGAAUACGUACCCCGUCUAAAGAUCCUCACCUCCGAGCUGCAUCCUGUAGCACCCAACCACUUUGGGCAGAAGUAUUUUGGUACCGACUGAUAUGAGGAUGAUAGUUCCUAGUUUGGACAUGUUCGAAGAUUUUAUUUGACAUGGUAUGUUACUUCUAACAUUGAAGAAUAUGAGAGAUAUAAUAUUGAUGCAAUUUGUUUAUGUAUGUUUUCUUGGAUAUACAGUAUGUUCUUCAAAUUUGUAGAUAUUUAUACCUAUAGGUAAGAGACAAUUCUAUAGUUAUAUAA